AUGGGAACAGCCAAGAAGGUGGGGAACGCAUGGAGCAGGAGGCAAAGUCUCUUCCCCAACUACAAAGUCACAGACGUGGACACCAAUCGAAGACCUUCUGAGCUUGUUUACCCACUUGCCAAAGAAAGCUGUGUGAAGACAUGGAACUCCAUGCAGGAACUGAGCAGGGACAUCUAUGAUAUUUACUCUGAGUACGAAGAAGAAGAAGAUGACGGAGGUCCAUACAGCUUCAUCAGGCAGAUAUCCCCCUCCAAGAAAAACUAUGUGAUUAACAUCAAUGUUGGUGGGAAGCCCUACCAGAUAGCUUACAAGAUGGCAGCAAAGUACCCCAAGACCAGAAUCGGACGACUAGCCACCUACACAGACCACAACAUGAAGCUAGACCUGUGUGAUGACUACAUAGUGACUAACAAUGAGUACUUCUUUGACAGGGACCCGGAUGUCUUCCACAGCAUCUUCAACUUCUACAAGACAGGUGUGUUGUGUAUCAAAGAUGAGCUUUGUCCACGCAACUUCUUGGAGGAGAUCAACUACUGGGGCGUCAGGAUCAAGAACACAAACCGCUGUUGCCGCAUCUCCUUUGAGGAACGGCAAGAUGAGCUGAAUGAGCAGCUGAAGAUCCAGAGAGAGCUGGAGGCUGAGGUUGAGAUCGAGGAAAACGAAGAGCUGUUCCAUGACAUGUUCAUGGGCCAGACGCGUCGAGCUAUCUGGAACUUGAUGGAGAAACCUUUUUCUUCCGUCAAGGCCAAAGUGAUGGCUGUUGCCUCCAGUCUUUUUGUUCUGAUCUCCCUGGUGGCUAUGACCCUCAACACGGUGAAGGAGAUGCAGUACAAAACACACGCAGGUCAGCUGAGCGGCAAGACGUAUUGUGAAUACGUAGAGUCCAUCUGCAUCGCCUUCUUCACCAUGGAGUACCUGUUGCGUCUGAUGUCCACACCUGACCUCAGAGCCUUCAGCAGAAGUGUGCUCAACACCGUGGACCUGAUUGCCAUCCUGCCCCAGUACCUGCAGGCCAUCCUGGAGUUCUUUGACAGUGAGCACAACUACAUCAAGCACGAGGCUGACAUGCAGGCAGUGGGGCAGGUGGGGAAGCUGGGACAAGUGCUGAGAAUAAUGAGACUGAUGCGAAUCUUUCGUAUCCUGAAACUGGCGCGUCACUCCACAGGUCUGAGGGCAUUUGGCUUCACCUUGCGCCAGUGCUACCAGCAGGUGGGCUGCCUGUUCCUCUUCAUUGCUAUGGGCAUCUUCAGCUUCUCAGCCAUGGUCUACACCGUAGAGCACGACAUGCCACAGACAAACUUCACCAGCAUUCCUCACGCCUGGUGGUGGGCUGCUGUGAGCAUCUCCACAGUGGGCUACGGGGACGUUUACCCAGAAACUGUUCUGGGUCGUAUGUUUGCCUUCGUUUGCAUUGCUUUUGGAAUAAUCCUCAACGGAUUGCCCAUUUCCAUCCUCUUCAACAAGUUCUCAGACUAUUACUCUAAACUCAAGUCCAACCAGUACACAGCCUGCUUGAAGAAACGAGGGAAGGUCAGAUUUGCAAAGAGGACAGCUAAAAAGCUUGAAGAUUUGUUCAGAAACCAGUGAUUUUUUUUAAAUAAAGGUCUUGUGCAGAAAAUAAAUGUGACUGGGACAAAUGAGCAAAAUAAUUGGUAUAAUAUAUUAUUAGUAGGCUGUAUCUGUGAUUAAAGCACAGGAAAGUGAGUGAUCAGGUGGAUGAGUAGUUUCUAAACACAUUUGUACUUAGUAUAAUUUAUUACUUGUCAAACAUUAACAAUAAAUAAACCUUGUUGAUAAAUCUGACAGCAAUCAUAUGUGUACAUGUACGCGUUUGUAUGUGUGUGAUGUUAUGCAUGUAUACCAUAUAGCACUUAGGUUACUAUAUAGAUAAGACCAGUUUAGUGAGUGAAGAUUUUAACACAAACAAGCAAACAAAAAAUAAUGAUGAAGUGUUUCUGUUUGCAUUUUUAUAAAUGUAGUUGCCUCUGCUGGGUUCAGCACUCCACACAACCAUUGUGUUUAACAGUGUUACAUAUUUUAGUUGUUUUUAGCUAAAGAAUAAAAAGAAAAGACAGUUACAACGGGUUCCGCUGUUGCUAAUGCCAA
Molecule: messenger RNA, 2106 nt
Organism: Nothobranchius furzeri (turquoise killifish)
Lineage: Eukaryota; Metazoa; Chordata; Actinopteri; Cyprinodontiformes; Nothobranchiidae
Product: potassium voltage-gated channel subfamily V member 2
Biological process (GO): protein homooligomerization; potassium ion transmembrane transport
Cellular component (GO): membrane; voltage-gated potassium channel complex
Molecular function (GO): voltage-gated potassium channel activity
Source: RefSeq, a predicted model, not a curated record